CAGUGUCUUCGAUUAUUACGAUGGGAUUUAUAUGCUUUGUUUAUGCUGGAUUUGUUUUCAUUCCAAUAUUAGGAGGUUUUGGUAUUUAUGAUUGUCUUGGAAGUUCAUUUAGCUGGGUAUCAAUCUGGUUUUUACUUGCUACUGCUUCCCCCAGCUGAAACACUAAAUCUGGUUUUGAAUGUAAUGUGCAAUUUUCUGUAGUAAUCAUGCUUUAUGAAAAUGAGUGUGCAAUGCUGAAGUGUUAUCUGUAUAACAAUAGAUAUUGCCAAAUAUUGAACUUUGACUUUGAGUCUGUAGAGUGUAAAAGGAACCAAGACUCAUCAGUGCAACUUUUUUAUACAUAUCACAGAUUCAACAUUAGUCUAGUUUAAUGUAUUGAUCAGUCUUCUUUGUUAAACAGGACGAGAAUCAUAUCUCAUUCAAUGUAUUGAUCACCCUUUAUAUGUCCAACGUGUUUCAAUGAUUGAAUUUCCAAAUGUUUUAUUCUAUGACUGGUUUUUUUGCUCACCAUCUAAUUGCAUAGCUCAUCUUGGUUGUGAUAUGUUCAUUUUAACUUACAUUUGACAGCAAUAUUCUCUCAUUGUUACUAGUUUAGGAAAUGAGUAAGAAAGGGAAAGAAAGUUUGAUAGAGGGAGAUGCACAAUUUAAAUGGGAUAUUCAAACCACCAAAAUAUUCCUAGAUAUGCUGUAUGAGUGGAGAAAGAAAAAUGCUGGUCAAAUGAAGUGGGAUAAGAUUGCUGAUGAAUUUAAGGUUGUAAGUGGUAAAAAUUGUACCAUGCAAAAAUUGAAAACGAAGCACGACAACAUGAAACAGAAUUGGCAGUUGUUCAAUAGACUGAUGACUGUUGAGACAGGUUUGGGGUUCAAUUUUGAGACUGGAAAGGUUGAGGCCACUGAAGAUUGGUGUGCAGCUAGAAUUCAGGAGAAUAUCAACUUUAAGAAGUUUAAGAAUGGAGGCUUUCAACUCCGUGGGGAGCAAGACAAGCUUUGGGGGGGUAGCUCUGCCAAUGGUGAGAACUGUGUAUCUCCACAUAUCGUAUUAGACAAUGACUUCAUACAGUCAUUUGGAGCUGAUUGUUACACUCCAAGUCCAGUAGACUCAAGCUAUGAUAGGUUUGUUGAUGAGUUCUCCACUGGUUCAUCACCAGUGAAGGCUAGCACAUCCACCCCUGGAUCUACUAAUACUGGGGGAAGCAGGAAGAGGAAGAGAAUGACACAAGAUACCAUAGAUCCUAAGUUUGACAAGUUGUGCCAGCAAUUGCAAAUGGUUUCUGAGAAGCAAUUUUCUUAUUUAUCUACAAAACAAGAAUAUUAUGAUGUGAAGAAAGAAGUUGCAAAGAAAGUUGAAAAUGUGCAUCCUAUCCCAGUUGUGCAACCUGUCCAGCCAUUGAUGCCCGUGGAUCCUUCAUAUGAUGCCUCUAUUAAGGCCUUGGUUGAUAUGAACAUAACUGCUGAAAAUCCAGCACUAUUUUACUUUGCUGUCCAGCUGUUUAAUACCAACAGUCAGAGACAACUUUUCCUUGCAUUACCAGAGAGCGCACGACUUGGUUAUAUUGAGCUACUAUUCAAGCAGCAUGAUGGAAAAGCUCCAAUUGGAUGA
Tripterygium wilfordii is the source of this 1600-nucleotide messenger RNA. RefSeq lists its product as uncharacterized. Lineage: Eukaryota; Viridiplantae; Streptophyta; Magnoliopsida; Celastrales; Celastraceae. The coding region runs from base 599 to 1600 and encodes 333 amino acids. The record is from RefSeq and is a predicted model, not a curated record. The transcript has 2 exons.